GCGUCGCGUCGUCAGUUGGGUGGCAACUGUCGGGCAUGCUGUACAUCUUCUGCAUCUCCCGGAACUACUCAUCAUCCUCGUGUUGUUCAAACUGAACCGAGCAAACUCACGAAUAAAGCAACAUCGUUUUUGUACGACAAAAAUCAUCAUUCGAUCGACAAUCGUGACAUCAUCACAAAUUCACUGAAUAUGUGACAUGGCCGGUGUGGACAAAUAAGUCGGUGAAAUAAUAGUGAACAGAGUGCAGUGACAGUGAAGCAAGUGUCUUGAGUGGAGGUUUAACCCUGUCCAGUGGUCGGGGGUGUGGAUUACUUAUGCAAGGGGGUUGAUAACAAACGACUAUGGUUGCCAAGCAUUUCACGCAGGGCUCCAGUCCAGAGUCCGGUGUGCCGGACAUGACUGUCAUCAGUGACAUCGACGAGAGGGGAAUCAAUAGGAAUCUGCAAGUGCGAUAUGGACGAGAUCAAAUCUACACAUACACAGGAUCGAUUCUGGUGGCAGUCAACCCAUACAAAGAGGUCGAUGUCUACACAAUGGAUCACGUGCACAGGUACCAUGGCCAGAAGAUGGGCUCCCUCGAGCCUCACGUGUUCGCCCUGGCUGAGGCUGCUUAUCGAUCACUCCGAAAUACCGAGAGUAAUCAGUCUUGUGUUAUUUCUGGGGAGAGUGGAGCUGGCAAGACUGAGACAACAAAGUUCAUACUCCAGUAUUUGUGCUCGGUGACGAGUAAUGUUGAUACUUGGGUUGAGCAACAGAUUCUAGAAGCUAAUACAAUCCUCGAAGCUUUCGGAAACGCUAAGACUGUCCGCAAUGACAACUCCUCGCGCUUCGGAAAAUUCAUGCAGGUCUGUUUCGACUCAAAAUGGAUGAUAAAAGGCUGCAUUAUCCAGGACUACCUCCUGGAGCAGUCCCGUAUAACCUUUCAAAGCCCAGGGGAACGGAACUACCACGUGUUCUACCAAUUAGUCGAGGGUGGAAUCCAAGACCGAGAGUUUGCCGAGCAAUAUCACUUGCUGCCAGCAUCGAAGUACAAGUACCUCAAUCAGUCAGGUUGCACCAAGAUCGAGGGUGUCUCAGACAGCAAGAAACUCGACGCCCUUCGACUGGCCUUCACCGUACUCCAGGUGCCCUCCGAGAUGUGCGAGGGUAUCUACCGAGUUCUAUCUGCCAUUUUGUGGCUCGGAAAUUUGAAUUUUCAAGAUGUCGACGGUGAACGUUGUGAACUAACGCAGGAAGACGUUGAAAUUGUUGAGACUGUUGCACCUCUCCUGGGGCUUCAGCUCGAGGACCUCACGAAAGUCGUUCUGGUGAGGCAGAUCAAUGUCCGGGGGAAUAUCACAGAGAUUCCGCUGAAGGUACAAGAGGCCAGGGAGAACCGACAUGCCAUGGCUAAGGCCCUCUACUCGAGGACAUUUGCCUGGUUAAUCAAUCACAUCAACAAUUGCACAAAUCCUGGACAGGACUCCUCCAGAUUCCUCGGGGUUCUCGAUAUCUUUGGCUUCGAGAACUUCACCGUCAACAGUUUCGAACAGCUCUGCAUUAAUUACACAAACGAGAAGCUCCAUAAAUUCUUCAAUCACUAUGUCUUUGCUAUUGAGCAGGAGCUGUACAAGCAGGAGGAGAUACAGUAUUCACAUAUUACGUUUACCGAUAAUACACUGUGCCUGGAGUUGAUUGAAAAGCCACCGAGGUGUGUCCUUAAACUGCUGACGGAGCAGUGCCACAUGCCAAAGGGCUCAGACACUGCGUAUCUCACGAAUCUACAUUCCGAAUUCGAGGGACAUCCUUGCUAUGUCAAGGGAGACGACCGAAGGAAGUGGGAGAAGGAAUUUGGACUCAAACAUUACGCUGGAGCUGUGACAUACACAGCAGAAGGUUUCGUAGAUAAGAAUCGAGAUGUUCAACAGGACGUGUUCUUCGAUUACAUGAGCAGAAGUACAAACGAAUUCGUCCAAGAAAUUACAAUUUAUCAGGAUCUUCUCGGUUGCACUGUGGCAAGAGCAUCUGGAAGUACCACGACAAUGUCCAGGGGCACCACAAAGGGAAAGCCAACCCUCUGCGACUCCUUCAGGCAUCAGCUCCAGGCACUUGUGGACGUACUCCAGGGGACUACCCCCUGGUACGCCAGGUGCAUCAAGCCAAACAUGGAUAAGAACGCCAAUCAUUACGAUGAGAAACUAGUUCUGGAUCAGCUGAGGUACCUGGGAAUGCUUGACAUCAUCAGAAUCCGGAAAGAGGGCUUUCCCAUUCAUCUGCAGUUCUCGGACUUUGUUGCGAGGUACAGGUGUCUCGUGAAGGGUAGGACUAUGUUGCCGAAGGACGACAGGGAGGCCACCAGGUGCCUGAUUAAGAGCCAAGGGAUCGAGGAGACCGAGUGGCAGAUUGGAAGGACUAAAGUCUUCUUGAGGAGCUACGUUCACGAACCUCUCGAGGACUCCAGGAAUAAACUCGUCACUAGGAAUGCAAUUAUUAUUCAGAAGGUCUGGAGAGCUUAUGUUGUGAGAAAGGACUAUCGACGUGUCCGUGAUGCAGCCCUAAAAGUCCAGCACGCAUACCGCGGCUGGAAGCUCCGCAUAAUGUUUAUAAGAAAGCGUCGAGCAACAAUUGUGAUCCAGUCACACCUUCGUGGAGUAUUUGCAAGGGAGGUAGCAGCAGCCCUACGUGAAAUGCGACGAGUGGAUGAGGAAAUGAGAAAGCGCGAGCGUAUGGAGGAGGAGAGACGACUCAUGGAGGACAAGAAAGCUCUCGAGGACAGUCAAAGCGCUCAGUACAAUGGUAUUGUUGGAAUGGAGCCUGGAAAAGCGCAAGAGGAGAUCGCAGCCCUUUCCCAAAUGGCCGAGCAAUUGAACUCAAAAAUGGCAACUACCGAGCUCCAAUCUGUCGAUCUCGACAACCUAUUCUCCUUCCUCUCCGACGUUCAAGCCACAAAAACCCACCAGACAAUAGAAGAACUUGGAGAGCAAAUGGAGGAGCUCGUGGAGGACCUGGACGCUGAGCUGGAGAGUGUCAUUCAGUUGGAGAUGGAGAUGAUUGCAAAAUCAGACUCUAAAAUGUCGAAUCUAAAUUCGCCAGAGGCACCGAGAAACGGCACCAAAAUGGGCCCUCCCAGCCUACCUGAGCCCACAGGUCCACCACCACCACCACCUCCCCCACCUCUUCCCACUAAUGGUGAGACAAUUGACACGAACGAGCCAAUUUACGAGUCAGUGCUCCCCAGGGACGAGAGUGACACGAGUGUUCCCAUUCGUAUCAAUGGGCACUCGACCCAGACAAAUGGUGACACCUGUCCAUCACCUCCACCUGUUCCAGCGACGAAAAUCAUGAAGGAACCGGUGAUAAAUAAUCCACCUUCACGUCCGGAGUCCAGAAACUCCACAAAUCAUCAUUUGGUGCAUCAGACUAAUGGAGGACAUCAUCAGGUGAUGCCAAAUGGUCACGAUGUUGGGGUCGUGGGGGGACAGAAUGUUGUGGCCCAGGGGCAAGUCGGGCAGGGACAAAUCCAGGGCCCACCCGGUGUACAGGGGAUGCAGAAUGGGGGCCAGGGACAACCAGAGAGAGAGCAGAGGAGGAAGUUCAGGGUUGAGAGGAAGCUGCAGGAGCUUGAGGACAAGAAAGAACCCGUGGAGAAUGAGGUAUUGUAUCACGACAUCGUGGAGUUCGCCCAAAACUAUUUCAACAGUCAUGAGAGAUCUCCGGAAGGUACAAUAAUGGCGACCCUGACACGAAAAUCCCGAGGUAAGAGUAUAGAAUUUAUUCCCAAGUACGAGAUGGUGACUUACUACAAGGGCUCCACUAUUCCCAACUCGCAUAUCCACAUGUACGAUCCUGACAAUGUCAACCUUGCCUGUUCAACAUUCCGAGACCUUUGCAAGUACCUCCGAGGGGAGAUGAAGUUGGAACAGGAAAUCGCGACAAUCCAGUCGAUAAUAAGUAAUGGAAUCGAGCGAGAGGAGAUGAGAGAUGAAAUCCUGGUCCAGUGCAUGAGACAGGCCACUAAUAACCCCAACCCCGAGUGGGCGGAGAGGGUUUGGCUGCUCCUCUGCCUGGCUAUUGUCGCUUUCCAGCCAUCAAAACUUCUGUACAAAUAUUUCGUCUCAUUCCUACGUAAGAAUCUAGCUCUAGAGGGGAAGCUGAGGCAGUACGUUCAGUGGUGCGUCGAUAAUUGCAAGAAUACCAAGGUCUCCUGUCGACAGUUUCCCCCUUCAACUGUGGAGAUUGCAGCAAUGAGGAGAUUGGGUACCAUUGUUUGCAGAUUUUUCUUCCUCGAUGGAAGAACCAAAGCCAUUGAUGUGCAUCCAACGGACACAGCUGCUGAUGCUGCUGCCAAACUUGCUGAGAAGUUGGGCCUGAGGUCCCUGGAGGGCUGGGCGAUCUAUCAGAGCCGUCCGGACGGUGAGGAGCACGUCCGAGCCCAUGAUUACCUCUACGACGUGAUUGCCGCUUGGGAAAUGAAGCAGUGCAAGCUCAAUACCUCCACCUCCUCCUUCUCUACCCUUCGUCGUGGGUCUAAUCAGACUCUGGGCAGUGGUGACAAUCGUUUUGUUUUCAAACGUCGUCUCUUCCGAAAUACUCGUGAGCUAUCGCAAGAUCCAGUGGAGGUUAAUAUGUUGUACUCGCAGGCUGUUUACAACGUAGUCAAGUGCGAUGACUUUCCAGUUUCUGAGAAAGUGGCCCUGCAACUAGCGGGCCUCCAGGCUCAAGUGUCUCUGGGUGAUCCAAAGGACAACGAUAGGCUCGAUUAUUACAGUGAAGUUGACAGUUUUCUACCCUAUCGAAUCAGCAGAGCUCGAGGAGACGAUGUCUGGGUGCCAAUAAUAGCUCAGGCUCACAAACAAUAUGGCUGUGGAAGAUCUGAACUCACAGCUAAGGUCCUCUAUCUCUCCUGCGUGAUGCAGUAUCCCCUCUAUGGCACAACAAUGUUCAAUGUCACUUAUCGCGGCUACUGGUCAUACGGUAAUCAGUUGAUUCUGGGAAUAAAUUGUGAUGGUCUGAUGCUCAUAAAACCCGAAGACAAGUUCGUCGUCUCGGAAUAUCGUUACCAAGACGUGGAGAGCAUAAUGCUCGAUCCAAGUGACUCCUUCAUCACGAUAUCCCUCCUCAGGCAUAAUCCUGAUAGCUCUCACAAAUGUUUUGUCUUCGAGACACCCCAGAAGAAUGAAAUAGGAAGUUUGAUAGUGAGUUAUUGUCCAGCUUUGGCUGGAUGGAUAACCGAGAAUGAAGCACCAACGAAACGAACAAAAUGCAUCACAAAUGAAGACAGAGUUCGUUUAUAUCACAAUUUAGUCAACUGCAGGAGAACAUUAGUGGACUCGGAGGCCCUGAGAAAGCCUCAGGACUCGGGUGGUGGUUUCCUGAGGAAUACACUUCGAAGAUUAUCGAAACACAGAAUCGAGAAACUACGGCAGGAGCAUGGAAAUAGCACAGAUGAUGGUGAGACCUAUAAAGGAUUCCCUCAUGCUUACUGGGCCUUCAGCAGAGGAGCCAUUCCCCAGAGUCUCACUAAGCUACCCGAUCCUGAAGAGCAGAUCUCCCUGUCUGUCUUCCAACUCGUGUUGACUUACGCUGGACUGGGACAGAAUGGUGAUACAGUUAGAAGGGUUGAGGAUGAGCAUGUGAAUUUGAUUCAAUCUGUGAUGGAGAGGUGCAUGAGGAAGGAGAAUCUCCUGGGGGAGUUGUAUCUCCAGUUGAUCAAACAGACGACUGAUCAUCCCGAUCCCAAUAGCAGAGUCAAUCUUAGACACUGGGCACUCCUAUCACUCGCUUGCUCUGUCAUUCUCCCGCCCCAGAAAAUCAUCAGGAAGUAUCUGAUUGCUCAUCUUAAGAGAUGUGCCAGUGAUUACGUUACUGAGGAGGGCAAGUACGCGAGAUUCGCUGAGAAGUGUCUGUACAAGACACAGGGGACCAGGAGGAGACAGUGGCCACCUAGCAGGGAGGAGAUCAUGUGCACCAUCAACAGAAGACCUAUCUACGCUAGGUUUCACUUCAUGGACGGACAGUAUCACGCUGUGGAGUUUCAUCCUUCAGCUACUGCUAGGGAUGUCAUGGAGAUCAUCAAGGCGAAAAUUGGACUCGGAGAGUCUGCAAUGGGUUAUGCUAUUUACGAGGUGUUAGGCACCACUGACAGGGCUCUCAUGCCUGAAGAGAAGAUCGCUGAUGUUAUGUCCAAGUGGGAGAGGUAUAGAACUAGCCAACAAUCAGCCCAGCCACAGCGAAAACAUGGACAUCAUCUGUUUUUGUUCAAAAAACAUUUGUUCUUGGAUCAGUACAUGAACCUGGGGGAUCCUGUCGAGAAGGAACUCCUGUAUCACCAAGUGCUUCAUGAUUUACGAGCUGAUAAAUUCCCUAUCACUGAGAAGGAGGCGAUGAUGCUGGCGGCGCUGCAGGCACAGCUGGAGUUGGGUGAUUGCUUGGAUACUGUCAGUGGACCUGAAUACAGGACCGUUGCUAGCCACUGUCUACCAGCCAGAAUAGCUCCCAAUAUCAGUGUUGAGGGAAUUGUUCAGCAUCAUCAGUCCCUCAGGGGAAUGACCCCCAAUGAGGCGAAGAAAGCGUUCUUGAAUUUUAUUCAGUCGUGGCCACUGCACAGGGCUACGAUUUUUGAUGUCAUGCAGUCAUUCACUUCUAACUGGCCCAGAGUUCUCUGGCUCGCUGUCGAUCAGCUGGGAUUGCAUUUACUGGAACACAGGUCCAGGAAUGCUUUGUGUACUUAUGAGUACAGCAGUAUUUUGAGCUACAGUCCUGCGCUGAAUUGUCUUAUGAUUAUUACUGGGACUGAUAAGAAACAGAGCAAGGUUAUUCUAACUACUACACAGGCUUGUCAAAUAGCAAAUUUGAUACGCGAAUACACAGAAGUCCUCCAAAUACCACCAGAAGUACCAAAGAGAGAUUCAGGUAUGCCUCAACAUAUGACCUCAAUUCAACCAAUAAACGUCACUGCCACAGCCACGAGUGGCCAUAAAUCCCGACCGGCCUCAACAUUGCACCGAGGUGCACCGGUCAUUCACUCGCAGGCUAGCUAAAACAAUUUUCUAAAACCAAAAAAAAAUGUUUUUUCGUUGUUCAAAUCAAUGACGAUGGAGUACUGAAUGUAUUUACCGAUGAGGCCUAUUGUGACGAUUAGCAUGAGAGGAAUUAGCCUAGUACAUUCUUCUUCCAGUAUUUAUUGUAAGUAAUUAGGAGUAUUUUACUGCUGUCAAAGACACGAGUUAUCAACUGCCAUUAAAUCAAUUUUACCGAUGAAAAUAUGGAACCAAAGCGGAUUUUUUAAAUGCUCCAUCAAUCAACUCCGACGAGAUUUUUGUCUCAAUCUCUCUCUAUCUGUAUCAUAUCAAUCUACAAAAGUUUGAAUCAAAUAGAAUUUAUCGGAAAUCAUUUCAAAUCGUAAUUUUGAAAGAUUAAGAUGAAGUGGAGCGAAGGAUGACUGACUAGUUGUCAUAGAAAUUAUUUAAACAAAUCUAUGGAGUUAACUAAAUUGACGCAAAUGUCAAGAAAUAUUUUGUAUAAUUUAUAGACAUUGUCGUAAUUUUAAUUGCUAAAUUUCCCUUUUUUAUCAAAAUUAUAUGAUUAGACCAUUUGCAUUUUCCACCCCGAACACAUUGACCAAUGAGGAAAAAGUCUUAUGUAUGAAGUUAGCCAAUGACCUAUGGGGCUAACUUAAUUUAUGCGCUCGUGCUUUCUUAUAAUUAAUAUAAUUUAGAGUCAUAUCUUUGAAGUUUUACUUAACGCUAAUGAUUAUUUAUAAUUUUUUAUUUUUUUUAAGGUACAUGUCAUUUUUUUCGCAUCAUCUCCUCACUCCACUUCUCUAAUUAAACAAAUAGGCGUAAUUUACCUGGAAUAAUAAAUUAAUUGUACAGCUUUCUGUACGUUGCUCCUAUACGCAACGAUGCAAUGUUAAUUAUCAUUCAUAAUUACGUAGCUUCGAAAAAUAAUAAAUUUAAGAAUUCAGACAUCGUUGCCAUAUGAGGAAUAGAGAAUCAUUACGAGAGAUUACAUUACGAGAAUCAUGGAAAGAGGAGUAAUGACGACUAAGAUAAUGAAAUUCUGUUAAUCUCGAUAGAAACGAAAUAGCAAUUCGACAGGAAUUUGUUAUUUAUUUGUGACAAUCCUUUGAUUGACGCUGAAACGCGAGGAUUAAAUAAUAAUUAGCUUAAAUAGUACGAGUAGUAAUGACUCAUUGAGUAAAUAUAAAUUAUAUUGAAUUAUAUUAAAACUUAUUUAGGUUGUGAUGGAAUCAGUGGGGGAGAGGUAAAUCUUAACAAGUUGAAUUACCAUUUUAAUUACGAGAAUUGUAAUGCAAGGUUGUGUGGAACGCCUCGCGAUUACGUCCAAGAGUAAAUUAUUAAAUGAAUUACUAUUUUACGUUCAAUGUCCAAAGAUUUACUGCUGGCUGGUUGUUAUAAUUGACUUCCUCCUUAAGUGUAUAUAAUAUACUGAUUAUAAUUGAUAAUUGACGAUUCGAUUUAUGAGUAUUCGAGGGAAUUUAACAGCCCCCAUUUAUCGGACCAAUUGAUGCAUUUGUAUGUUUUUUACAUUUUUAUUUUUAUUGAAAAUCGUGAGACGAGUGUUCUGCAUAUCUACUCCACAUUUUUGUUAACACUGAACAACAAAAAAAUAUAUCGUGUAGUUUAAUGGUGAGAUUUUAUACUUUUUUGCAAAUAUCUGAAAAUGUACUGGGGUUUUUGAAAAAUGGGAGACCUUUUGUGCUGAAAAUUUAACGAUUUACAGAAACCGUUGUUACAUCUUAUAAAUUGAUAAACUAUGAUAAGUGCAUUCUUCCAUUUUUUUACAAUACAGCUACCACAAAAUUUUUGGAUGACAUUUAACCCAAAAAACAAUCAUUUUUGAACAAUGCACUUAUUUUAGUAUUUGUGAAUAUUCUCCCCACGAAUUUUCAAUUACCAAAACGGUCCGCAAUUAAUCUCAUUCAUUACCUCGAUUUCCGAAAAAAGCAUUAUCAUGAUUUUUUAUAUUUUUCUCAAUGAUUUAUCGACGUAUUCACAAAAUGCGAUUCACCACUCGACUACCUAAUUAAAUCGAAAAAUCAUGGGCUUGUAAUUUUUAUGAGUGCAGAGGCAGACUGUGAUCCGCAUCGGGUGUUCUUAGUCUUCGAAAAAUUGUUUUUACCAUGAAUACGAAAUAAUCCGUGUAUGAGUAAAGGGAGGUGUAAAAUUAAUGAAUAAUUAAUUAACUACACUGGAAUGGAGUAAUCACAGACGUGAAGACGAUAUGAGUUAUGCGAACGUCCGUACGUACGUAGCUUAGAAUUAUUAUAAAUAAUUGGUUGACAAUGUUAUUGAAUUAUAUAUGAAUGAGAAUCUUGGAAGAAACUGAAAGGGCUGUAUAUAAAAUGUAUACAAUGCGUACAUUUAAAAUAUGGGAUGGAAAUAAGUGGCAUAAGGGUUGAUUAUGUAAACCACGCACACAUACGAGGACGAGUGAAGGCGUCUAUGUAUGAAUUAUAUGGAUAUACUCCGACUCUGUGUAUAAACAGAAUAAAAUCGUAUAUUAAAAAAAUGGAGGAAUUAUUUAUACAGCGGCGUUUCAUUCAUGAGGCGAUUUGCGAUUUUUCGGGAGCUCUGGAAUCGAUUCCUACGUUUUUCGCAUUUUUCUCAGCUGCUGGAGGUCCUAGAGCAUAAGGCCCUAAGUCCAGGUACCCUAUUCUCUGUGAUUAUGCCUUACCAACAGACACGUUCACCAUCGUCGUCCAUCUCCCCCAUAAUCUCUGAUAUAGUUUUUUAAUUGG
Messenger RNA from Diachasmimorpha longicaudata, 9742 nucleotides. It is a transcript of the gene Myo81f, whose product is annotated as Myosin 81F. Gene Ontology annotation, cellular component: cytoskeleton; myosin complex. NCBI's taxonomy places the organism in Eukaryota, Metazoa, Arthropoda, Insecta, Hymenoptera, Braconidae. The transcript is spliced from 8 exons. Gene Ontology annotation, molecular function: ATP binding; cytoskeletal motor activity; protein binding. Bases 342 to 7019 code for a protein of 2225 amino acids. The record is from RefSeq and is a predicted model, not a curated record.